Lytechinus pictus (painted urchin) is the source of this 1645-nucleotide messenger RNA. RefSeq names its product limbic system-associated membrane protein-like. The transcript is spliced from 11 exons. Bases 23 to 1531 code for a protein of 502 amino acids. Gene Ontology annotation, molecular function: protein binding; axon guidance receptor activity. The record is from RefSeq and is a predicted model, not a curated record. Gene Ontology annotation, cellular component: plasma membrane; neuronal cell body; axon. NCBI's taxonomy places the organism in Eukaryota, Metazoa, Echinodermata, Echinoidea, Temnopleuroida, Toxopneustidae. Gene Ontology annotation, biological process: synapse organization; homophilic cell-cell adhesion.
UAGUACAGCAAUUCAACGCAAUAUGUAUCGAGAAUUUAAUCUCAGCGCCUGGUACCUAGGAAUCACCUCAAAACCACAUUCUCCUGGAAUGCCCUAUUUCAUCACACACAACGUGCAAGUUAUGAUUCGAGUCAACGAAGGCGGUAAUGCUCAUUUCAAAUGCCGAGUUUCUGAUCUGGGGGACUAUCCUGUUGUCUGGUAUAAGAACAACAAAGGAAUAAGAAGUCUCAUCGCCUUCGGCCCAUCGAUCGUGGACCAAUCGCGACACUAUAUCAAAGAUGGCGACUUUUUCAAUUCGACCUUUGACCUUCGACUGAGAAAAGUGAGAAGGUCGGACGAGGACAUCUACGCAUGCUCCAUUCAGACAACUCCGCCCACAGAGCUGAAUUUUACUCUACUUGUGUCAUAUCCGGCAUCGGUUAGAAGAAUCCUCCCUAGCGAGGCGCCCUACUGGAGUCCCGCCGAACCGAACCGGGUCUACUUUAACGAAUCUUCGAACGGGACACUCACAUGCCUCGUCGAUGGAUCGCCGGCCCCCAUUGUGACCUGGUGGAAAAGGGAUAGGCCUAGCCGGAUGACCAAGGCCAAUCACCUGAUUAUUGCGGCCAGUGAUAACAUUACCCUGUUGAAUAUAUCCCGGGAGCAGAGUGGACAGUACGUUUGCGACGCUGAGAAUGGAGUCUCGGGUCGAGACCCCCCUGACAGCAGGGUCAUCGAUGUCGUGGUUCAGUAUGCUCCCGAAGUACAGACCCUUUCUCCAGACAUUCGCGUCGGGGAGGGGAAGUAUCUUCUACUCCAGUGUAACGUCAAAGCAGUACCGAAAGCCAGAUUCUACUGGAUGAAAGAUAAUAAAAAUCUUACCCUUACAUCGCAGAGUUCAGAUAACAGACUCGUCAUAAUAUCAUUGGAUCCGAGACGGGAUUAUGGAAACUACACGUGCGUGGCAUACAAUCGACUGGGGUCAUCAAAUACCACUAUUCAAGUCAGUGGACGCCCUCUGGCCCCUCAGGUUACCAGUAGUUUCCAUGGCACUCGCCGUCACAUCUACACAUUACGAUGGACACCUGGAGCUAAUCUUCAAGAGGCACUUCAGGACACCAUAGAGAUCGAGGCAUAUGAUAUUUACUACAGAAAGACAUGGAUAGAGGACGUAAAUGGACGAAGCAGCGUACGAUUCUAUCCAGAGCAGCCCUUAGCAGACACCGUGUAUCCUCGUCCCGACGCCUGGUCGGUCCAACAAACUUUCAUUCUUCGUGACCUCUCAGACGACAGCACCUACGAAGGGCAGAUAUGUCCAAGGAACAUGUACGGCACUGGGGACUGUGCUGACUUCAAAUUCAGGACAAGACUCGAGGAUAUUGUUACCACUCUCCCACCCGAAGCUAGGCAAACGAUGCAAGAUACAGGUGGCAACUCUGGACUAUGGACGGCCAAAUCUGAUCAGUGGAGAUCGAGCGCACAUGUGAUAGCGCCUUCAUUGUUCGUAGCUCUCAGCGCUUCCUUUACUUCGUCGCAUUUGUGUUCUCAUUAGAAAAAAAUCAAACUUUAAAGAAGAAGUUAAGAUGUUAUAGCGCCUCUUUAGCUUGACUAUUUUAUGAAAUUUAGCCUAUUAGUUUCGGUAUCAGAAAACGAAGAAAAUAAUGGA